UGUCAAUGCGUAGAACCUUGCAGAAAUAAAUUGAUGUGAUUUAAAAUAAAGAGAAAUUCAGAUUGUCCAUAACAAUGUCGGCUUUACUUUCUAAUAUUCGCAGAUGUGUGAGCCUUAAUAAUGUUGGAGUCGUCCAAGCAGCCAUGUACCAUGCUAAGGUUAUUGACCAUUACGAAAACCCUCGCAAUGUUGGUUCCAUGGAUAAAAAGGAUAAGAGUGUAGGCACGGGUUUGGUCGGAGCUCCUGCUUGCGGCGAUGUCAUGAAGUUGCAGAUCAAAGUCGACGAAAAUGGAAAGAUAAUUGACGCUAAGUUCAAAACUUUCGGCUGUGGGUCUGCUAUUGCAUCAAGUUCGUUAGCUACUGAAUGGGUGAAGGGGAAAACCGUAGAUGAAGCUCUGACGAUUAAGAAUACUGAUAUUGCUAAAGAGUUAUCUCUUCCCCCUGUCAAACUGCAUUGUUCAAUGUUAGCAGAAGACGCAAUCAAGGCAGCUUUAUCUGACUAUAGAAUCAAACAACAAGACAAGAAGGAAUAGACAUUGACUUGUAAUGAUUUGGAACAGAUCUGUGAUUGCUGAUUGGACAGAAAUACAUGACUUUUGAAUUAAACUAUAAAUUAUAAUUAGUUUUAUUUAGAAGUACCAUAAGUUUGAAAUAAAAGUGGAAAUGUGACUUCAACAUACUCUGUAUUGUCUGAAAACCAGAAAUACUGAAAUACUUUUUAAAAAACAUUUAAUUCUGUCUGCCUCCUUGAACAUAAACAGAUUGCUAUAGUUUUAAUGUGGCUUAGAACAAAGAGUCUUGUGAAGCUCAUCUAUCUCAGUUGCAUUUCGGCAGAUUGUGUGCACUGGCCCACCAUCUUUCACCUUUAAAUGGCUCAAGCCAUGCUCAUCUUCAACUCUUCAAGUGUCAGAAUAUUUCAUAUUUCUACAAGUCAUAAAAACUCUUGUAUUUCUUUCCAAAGAUUGUAUAUGCUAGACAUUUUAGUAGAGUUAGGCGAGUUUUAUUCAUUUAAGUUAGUAAUGAUCAAUGCAAUUUUUUUCUCAAACAAGACAUAGUGUGAAUUCCAGUAGUUGAAGAGGGUAGACUAAUUUAACAGCUCGAAAGUUAAGUCUUCUGUCUUUUUUGUACUGAUAGCUAAAGAACAGUUGCACUUAAUUUAAAAUAAUCAUAGUAAUUGUUAAAAUUUAGGUAGUCUGUAUUUGAUGAUUUUUGUUUUCAAUAAAUAGUUUCUAGUAAGCUUAAUUUGAUGGUUUUAU
Hyposmocoma kahamanoa is the source of this 1256-nucleotide messenger RNA. It is a transcript of the gene IscU, whose product is annotated as iron-sulfur cluster assembly scaffold protein IscU. The record is from RefSeq and is a predicted model, not a curated record. The transcript is spliced from 3 exons. Gene Ontology annotation, molecular function: ferrous iron binding; 2 iron, 2 sulfur cluster binding. Gene Ontology annotation, biological process: intracellular iron ion homeostasis; iron-sulfur cluster assembly. The coding region runs from base 75 to 533 and encodes 152 amino acids. NCBI's taxonomy places the organism in Eukaryota, Metazoa, Arthropoda, Insecta, Lepidoptera, Cosmopterigidae. Gene Ontology annotation, cellular component: mitochondrial matrix; cytoplasm.